Leptosia nina is the source of this 1803-nucleotide messenger RNA. The record is from the annotation of a GenBank genome assembly. Lineage: Eukaryota; Metazoa; Arthropoda; Insecta; Lepidoptera; Pieridae.
AUGGCUUACAAUUUGUCAGAAGGAUCACUCGAGGUGAUUAUGAACGGUGGGCACUAUGACAAGCCGGUUAUGCAGGUGUUAGGGAGCAAAAAGAUUCAAGGAAGUGGAGCAAAUGAACGGUUUCGGCUACUCGUGUCGGAUGGCAAGCAUUCUCAUAGUUUUGCAAUGCUUGCAACACAACUUAAUGAUAAACUCAUAACUGGAGAAUUAUCUGAUUAUUCCGUUGUUCAGAUUGACAGAUUUGUCACUUCAAUUUUAAAAAACACGGGCAAGGGUGAAAAGCGAGUGAUGAUAAUUCUAGAUAUAACCAUAAUAGCACCAGGAACACAGGUAGGAAAAAAACUUGGUAACCCAAGUACAUGGACAGAAGAAUCCGCACAAUCAGCACCUGCCCAGGUGCCAGUAGCAAAACCAGCACCAAUGCCUGCUAGACCUAUGGCUAAUCACAGUGCAGCUCCAGCACUGGAUAGCAGUAUGCUCAGUUCACAAAUGACACAUCCUAUUGCUAGUUUGAGUCCAUAUCAGAAUAAGUGGGUGAUUAAAGCUCGUGUAAUGACUAAAAGUGCAAUCCGUACCUGGAGUAAUGCAAAGGGCGAAGGUAAAUUAUUUAGUAUGGAUUUAUGUGAUGAGAGUGGAGAGAUACGAGCAACAGCUUUCCGUAAUGAGUGUGACAGGUUCUACGAUAUGAUACAGGUGGACAAAGUAUACUACAUAAGCCGUUGUCAACUGAAAACAGCAAAUAAGCAGUAUACAAGUAUUAAGAAUGACUAUGAGAUGACAUUAACUCCAGAUACUGUAAUAGCUGAGUGUAUGGAGGAUGCAUCUUGUGUUCCCACCAUUAAAUAUGAAUUUUUACCAAUCAGUGAAAUUGCUAAUAAGGGUGUGGAUACUAUCCUUGAUACUAUUGGUGUGUGCAAAAUGGCAUCAGAUUUGCAAGAGCUUACUGCACGCAGUACAGGAAAGCAACUAAAGAAGAGAGAAGUCACUCUAGUUGAUUCGUCAGGUGGAGCUAUUGCAUUAACUUUAUGGGGUAAAGAAGCUGAAUCGUUUGAUGGAAAUGCCAAUCCUGUGAUUGCUGCUAAGGGUGCUCGGCUAACUGAAUUCAAUGGAAGUAAAUCACUCUCAUGCUUAGCAAGUACAAUGCUACGACUCAACCCUGAUUUGCCAGAAGCACACAAGCUAAGAGGAUGGUAUGAUAACGGAGGAGCAGAUAUGGAUGUUGUUAAUAUAUCAGCUAGAGCUGGUGGUUAUGCUGGUGGAAGCAGCGACUGGAUAACAUUCUCCGAAGCCGAAGAAAAGCAACUAGGCUCUGGCAAUAAAGGGGAUUAUUACUCGCUCCUUGGCGUCCUGACGUUCACAUUCGCUGAUAAUGCAGUAUACAAGGCCUGUCCACAAGAACAGUGCAACAAGAAACUAGUGGACCAAGAAAAUGGAUUGUUCCGCUGCGAGAAGUGUAAUAGGGAAUACCCUAAUUACAAGUAUAGGUUGCUACUAGGGGCAAAUGUAUCAGACCCCACAGGAGACCAGCGCAUUACCGCUUUCAGCGAAGCGGCUGAAGCGAUGUUGGGCAAGAAUUCAGCGGACAUCGGAAGACUGUUUGAAUACGACAAGGCGGCGUACGCGCAGCUUUUUGAAGAUGUUAAAUUUAGGACGUUCGUAUUUAAGUUUCGCACCAAGAUGGAGGUCUACAGCGAUGAAGCUCGUCUGAAAACUACCGUCAUGAGUGCCACACCAGUUGAUUACAAAGAAGCAAAUGCAAGGUUUAUCAAGAACAUUAAGGCGUUGAGUGGGGUGGAAAUUUAG